Cyanistes caeruleus (blue tit) is the source of this 1196-nucleotide messenger RNA. NCBI's taxonomy places the organism in Eukaryota, Metazoa, Chordata, Aves, Passeriformes, Paridae. The record is from RefSeq and is a predicted model, not a curated record.
GGAGGGGCAGGGGGGCACUGGACACUGUUGACCUUGGGAGUGCACAAAACACAGGAGGUACUUAAGUCCCUGCAGAGCCCCUUGAAACCUCUUCUGAGCUCCAAACCUCCACAGCUGAGGACACAGGCAGUGCUUUCCUUACCUUGUUGUCAGGGUAUCGCUUUCAGCUGACUCUGGUGGAGCCGCUAUGACCGAAACAACAGGUUACUCGGGGAGUGGGCUUGUCCUUGUUAGAAACCCACACCUGGACUUGAUGGAGGAGGACGUCCUCUACCACUUGGACCUGGGAACCAAGACGCACAACCUGCCAGCAAUGUUUGGGGACAUAAAGUUUGUCUGCGUUGGCGGCAGCCCGAACAGGAUGAGGGCAUUUGCGCAGUUCAUGCAGCGGGAGCUGGGCCUGGCGGGUGACGGGGAGGACGUGGCUGACAUCUGUGCGGGGUCAGACCGCUACGCCAUGUACCGGGCAGGGCCCGUGCUCUCCAUCAGCCAUGGAAUGGGCAUCCCUUCCAUUUCCAUUAUGCUUCAUGAGCUGAUCAAACUGCUGCACCAUGCAAAAUGCCGGGAUGUUACUAUUAUACGCAUCGGUACUUCUGGGGGCUUAGGGAUCGAGGCCGGGUCUGUUGUGAUCACUGACACGGCCGUGGACUCCUCCUUCCAGCCACGCUUUGAGCAGGUGGUGCUGGACGAUGUGGUGGUGCGGAGCACCGAGCUGGACAAGGACCUUGCGGAGGAACUACUCGCCUGCAGCAGGGACAUUCCCGACUUCCCCACGCUCAUCGGCCAUACCAUGUGCACCUACGACUUCUACGAAGGUCAGGGAAGAUUAGAUGGUGCAUUAUGCUCUUUUUCCAGUGAAAAAAAGUUGGAGUACUUAAGGAGGGCUUAUGACGCUGGCGUGAGGAAUAUUGAGAUGGAGUCUGCAGCAUUCGCUGCCCUGUGUGGACUGUGUGGCCUCAAAGGUGAGUCCUGUCACUUCCACCUCCUCCCCACGCCCGGGCUUAACCCCCUCUAAGGGUCCUGUUCAGUGACAGAAAGCCAAACACACAUCCUUAAUUACUUUACCUAGAAAAGGACGCUAAAGCAAACUUCAUAGCUCAAUAAAAGCCAAGCAUUAGAAGACCUGAGUGCCUGCUGGACAAACGCACAGCUUGCUCCCCUCACACCCGUCCUGGUCCUACAGCAGGUCCCGGCCG